Messenger RNA from Paramecium sonneborni, 648 nucleotides. NCBI's taxonomy places the organism in Eukaryota, Ciliophora, Oligohymenophorea, Peniculida, Parameciidae. The record is from the annotation of a GenBank genome assembly.
AUGGGGAAUAUUUGUUUACAUAAAUAAGAAAUUUAGAAAACAGAAAUUAUUAAAAUUAAUGGAUACCCUCAUUUGAACUGUCCAAACAAGUAAAUAUUAGAACCUGGCAUUCAAAAUUUAUCAUAAAAUUUAGAUACUUUUGAGGAAGACUUUUUUAAAAGUGAAUUUAUUUUAGAUUUCUAAGAAGAUGGAUAAAGAAAUCAGAGCACAAGAAAAGUUAAAUUAGGCUCAACUUUUGAAGAAAUUAAUCGAUUAAAUUUAAUUUAAUGCCCCUCUUUAUGUCAAAUUGAUGAAAAAUAUGAUUUUCCUUACGAUAAUUAAUUUAAAUUGACAAAUAAUCUUCAAAAAUAUAAUAAAAAUACUAUUUUAUAGGGAAAGAGAUAAAAUAAAUAUAAGAAAAGAAAUAAAAAAGUUUCAGUGUAAAAAAUAGAAUAACCCAAAAGUAUUCUCAAAACUCAUAUACCAUAACGUUCAUCCUUAAGUAGUUGUUAAGAUGAUAAAAGCUAGCGUACAGUAACUUUCAGUCUUGCUUCUAGUAAAUCAAAGAAUUCAAGAUCCUUAUCCCCUAUAAUAAUGGCUUUAUCAUUGAAUAGGUAACCAAUAUAAAGUAUCAGCCUACCUAAAUUAUAAUAAUUUCCUUAUUUGUGA